AUGCAUGGUCACGGAGGCUAUGACUCUGAUUUUAGUGAUGAUGAACACUGUGGAGAAUCUAGCAAAAGGAAAAAAAGGACAGUUGAAGAUGAUUUACUACUUAAAAAGCCAUUUCAGAAAGAAAAACAUGGAAAGGUGGUUCAUAAACAAGUUGCAGCAGAAUUGCUGGAUAGGGAAGAAGCAAAAAAUAGAAGGUUUCAUCUCAUAGCUAUGGAUGCUUAUCAAAGGCAUACAAAGUUUGUAAAUGACUAUAUUUUAUAUUAUGGUGGCAAAAAAGAAGACUUCAGACGAUUGGGGGAAAAUGAUAAGACAGACAUGGAUGUUAUACGAGAAAAUCAUAGAUUCCUAUGGAAUGAGGAGGAUGAAAUGGACAUGAAUUGGGAGAAGAGACUUGCAAAGAAAUACUAUGAUAAAUUAUUCAAGGAAUACUGCAUAGCAGAUCUCAGCAGAUACAAAGAAAAUAAGUUUGGAUUUAGGUGGCGAGUAGAAAAAGAAGUAAUUUCAGGAAAAGGCCAGUUUUGCUGUGGAAAUAAAUGUUGUGAUGAAAAAGAAGGCUUAAAGAGUUGGGAAGUUAAUUUUGGUUAUACUGAGCAUGGUGAAAAAAGAAAUGCACUUGUUAAAUUAAGAUUAUGCCAAGAAUGUUCCUUUAAAUUAAAUUUUCAUCACAGGAGGAAAGAAGUCAAGUCAAAAAAAAGAAAAGAUAAAGCCAAAAAAGAUUCCGAAGAGUCAACACACAAAAAAUCCAGAUUAUCUUCUGUAGAAGAGACCUCUAGGACAAAGGAUAAAGCGCGUUCAUCCUCAGUGAAAUCAGAAAGUUCUGUCAACAGAAACUCUGAUGAGGAAGAAAGUGCUUCAGAGUCUGAACUUUGGAAGGGCCCACUACCAGAGACAGAUGAAAAAUCACAGGAAGAAGAAUUUGAUGAAUAUUUUCAAGAUUUAUUUCUGUGAGAUGAAAGAGGGAUGCCUACAUUCCUUAAUGUGAAGUAUACUUUGAAAUUCUUCACAAAAGUUUUGUCUACAAGUUGCAACUUGAAUGUCUUUGGAAAUAAAAGAUCCAUCUAG
Molecule: messenger RNA, 1062 nt
Organism: Budorcas taxicolor (takin)
Lineage: Eukaryota; Metazoa; Chordata; Mammalia; Artiodactyla; Bovidae
Product: protein FRA10AC1
Exons: 13
Coding region: 1-948 (315 amino acids)
Biological process (GO): dephosphorylation
Molecular function (GO): phosphatase activity
Source: RefSeq, a predicted model, not a curated record